AUGGGGGUUUACGAAAUAUUUGAUUCGUUAUACAACUUAUGUGACCCUGGUGAGAAUGGCGAAAAUAUUCGUUAUUGGCACUCGUCAUCCACAGGCCAGGAUAGAACUGUUCUUAGUGAAAAUGAUGAAUACACAGAAACAUUUCCAAAGCCUGGAAGACCAAGGUUACUGCAUCCUAAGGAGGAACUUUUUAUUACUUUGUGUAGAUUAAGACAAGGUUUCGCAGAGGAACAUCUUGCUCAUCUCUAUGGAAUAUCUCAAGCUACAAUGAGCAGGAUAAUAAUAACCUGGGUCAACCUUUUAUAUUUAAGGCUUAAGGAUGUACCCAUGUGGCCCUCUAGAGAAAAGGUAAACAAACACAUGCCAGAGCAGUUUAAAGGAAAAUAUCCCUUGACUAGAAUAACAAUAGACUGCACCGAGGUUAAAUGCCAAAUGCCUUGCAGCCUUUGUUUAAAUAGUGAACUUUUUAGUACCUAUAAAAAUAACACCACUCUGAAAGCCCUUGUUGGAAUAACCCCAGGUGGGGCACUGUUAUUUGUGAGCCAGGUUUACACUGGACACAUCUCAGACAGGGAAAUUGUUCUACACAGUGGCAUUUUAGAUCAAAAAUUUGAGAAUGGAGAUUCAGUAAUGGCAGACAAGGGAUUUACAGUGCAGGACCUGCUCCCUCCAGGUGUUGGGCUAAACAUUCCUCCAUUGCUCUGUGUUUCUUCCAGUGCUCUUCAUCAAAGUGUAUCCUUUCAAUGCUAA
Messenger RNA from Pocillopora verrucosa, 750 nucleotides. The record is from RefSeq and is a predicted model, not a curated record. NCBI's taxonomy places the organism in Eukaryota, Metazoa, Cnidaria, Anthozoa, Scleractinia, Pocilloporidae.